UUAAUCCAAUAGUUAUUGAACAUGGUACAUUCUCUUGGUCAAAAGAUGAAUCUGCAAUACUGAAAGAGAUAAAUAUCAACAUUCCAGAAGGAUCUCUAGUAGCUGUAGUUGGGCAGGUUGGUUCCGGAAAAUCAUCUUUGCUCUCUGCCAUGUUGGGUGAUAUGGAUAAAUUAGAAGGAAGAGUUAAUAUAAAAGGAAAUAUUGCAUAUGUAGCACAGCAAGCAUGGAUUCAGAAUGCCACAUUGAGAGAUAAUAUACUAUUCCAUCAUGCUAUGAAUCAUGAGAAAUAUAAUCAAGUAAUCAAAGCAUGUGCCCUGGAAACUGAUUUGACUGUUCUUCCUGGAGGAGAUAUGACUGAAAUAGGAGAAAGAGUUGAGUAGAAUAAACUUUCUAAUUUAUAAUUUGUUUUUGAAAUAAUCAUAUUUUGUAGAAAUAAAAUACAAUCUUACUGAUCUAAAUUAUUUAUUAUACAGUGAAAAGUUUUGAUUAGGGGGGAAUAUAUAUAUCCCCCUAUUAUAUGUAUAGAAAAGGAAAAUAAAAAAACUGUAACAAAUAUAUAUAAAGUAGAAGUUUGUUAACCCUAUUCAGCUUUGAUCAGAAUGAUGCAUAUUAUCAAAAAUGUACAUUACCAGAUGUUUUAGUUUUUUCUUUUGCAAAAUUUUAUGAGUUGUAAGUGUAAGGUCUCCACAUCCAUUCAUUGGUCAUCUUAUGAUAACAGUCAAGUGACAUUGGCUCAAGUGGUUGCCAAUCUAUGAUUCUGCAGUUCAGUUUUAUUAAUGUAUCUCUUUUAGAAGGUUUGGAUUCAGGUGGAAGGUAAUAGCUCAACAGGUUAACCAAGAAAAUGAUUUCUUAAGUGACAUGGAGUAAAUACAGUUAGUAGCAUAUGUAGUUACAUGUGGUUAUCAGGUUACUGGUUUGUGGAGAGAGUGAGUGAGUUACAGUUGAAUAGCUAAAUACCUUCUUAUAUACAGUUGAAUAGCUAAAUACCUUUUUAUAAAAUAUGAUUCCACUUCUGCUCAAAAUGGUUAGCUGUUUUUUCCCCCUAAGCAUUUCCUUAGCUCUCAUUCUUCUGAAUUUUUAGUUCUACUCCCAUGUUGAAUGUUGGUAGACUGACCACCCAGUAGGCUCUGAACUCUGUCAGAAGACUGUGCUCUCUAACAAUAGUCUAAUCUCUGUGUUAGAAUUUCCAAAUUCUUCCUGUAUGAACCUCAGUAUGUCCAAUCAUUUGGACAGUUAGUCCAUUUUCACUAGUCAGGUUUCAGACAGAAAUAUAUCUUAUAAUGAGUUUAUAAACAUAGUUGUUGGAAAAAUGAUGUCAUGAAUGUACUAUGCUAUUUUUUUAUGACAAUAAUGACAGCACUGGAUCUCACAUCUGCAAUCUGAACAUUCAGAUACUGCUGUAAAUUUUGUAUCAGUAUGCAAUGUUGUAUGCUUUUGAUUUUUUAUGCACUUUCGUUAAUCAAUUUGAAAAUGAUACAGUACUUGACCAUAGUGUG
Centruroides sculpturatus (bark scorpion) is the source of this 1496-nucleotide messenger RNA. RefSeq names its product multidrug resistance-associated protein 1-like. The annotation marks the transcript as partial. Gene Ontology annotation, cellular component: membrane. Lineage: Eukaryota; Metazoa; Arthropoda; Arachnida; Scorpiones; Buthidae. Gene Ontology annotation, biological process: transmembrane transport. The record is from RefSeq and is a predicted model, not a curated record. The transcript is spliced from 2 exons. Gene Ontology annotation, molecular function: ATPase-coupled transmembrane transporter activity; ATP binding; ATP hydrolysis activity.